AUGUUGUCAUCAGUGGUAAAGCCAAAGUACGGAAGUCAGUCAAAAGGAAUAAAAUCAUCGUUGUAUGAAGCAAGGGGUAUGGAUGCAAAAAAAAAUCUAGAGGUAACAAAUGACACAAUAUCAAAGUUAGGCAAAAUCAACCCAUUGUUUGGUGUGUGUAUGACAGUGGGAAACCAGGCGCAGAGUACUAGUACACGUUUGGGUUUUACUGUUCCUCAUGGCUCGCCACUGUCAUACCAGCUGUCCCAGACUGAAGGGAACUUUUCUGUCAGUGCGAAUAUUUCUGCAAUAAAAGGCACAAAAUGUGAUAAUGUUUCUAAAGUCCCCAAUUUCCCAUGGAAUGACAAUGACAUUGAUGAAAUCCCCCAAAAGGUUCUAAUAGAAGCUGGCCUUCAUAUUACUAGUGAACAAGCAACUGAUAUAUUCAAUAAAACAACUGAUCAGUCAUCAUGUGAGCUCUGGCAUGAAGUACGGAAAUGUCGGCUGACAGCCAGUAAAUUCGGAGCUAUUGUUCGUAGAAAGAAAGACAAAGGAAAAUUUAUAAAGACCCAGAACUUUACUUGUGAAAAAAAAUCUUUCUAAUGUGCCAUCUAUUAAAUAAUUAUGGACAGGAGAAUGAAGAAAAGGCUUUGAAACAGUAUAUUCAGUAUAUGAAUAACACAGGGAGACAUGUUAAGGCAUUCCAAGCUGGUUGUGUCAUUAAUUCCAAUUUUCUUUGGUUGGCUGCUUCACCAGACGGAAUUUUAUUUGAUGAGGAUGCUGGUUUUGGACUGAUUGAGGUCAAAUGUACAUAUUCAAAAAGAAAUAUCACACCUGUUGAGGCUUGUAUGGAUCCAUCAUUUUUCUGCAAUGAAGAUGGCCAUUUUAAAAUAAAAAAUGACCACGAAUACUAUGCACAGGUCCAAGGUCAGUUAGGAGUUUGUGGUGCACUAUUUUGUGACUUCAUUGCAUACACAAAUAAAGGCCUUGGCAUUCAGAGAAUUGCCUUUGAUCAUCAAUAUUGGAGAGACAUGACCUCAAAAUUAAGAGACUUCUUCUUGACAGAAAUCAAAGAAAAGUAAUAGAAUAUUGCAUAGCACUGGCCAGUGUUUUAAGUUAGAACACAAUAUUAUAUAAAUGACAGUGCACUCAAUUUCUAUCACGUUGUGUGGGAACAAGAUAUUAUUAGAAUAUGUUAAAGAUAGGUAAGAAAAGUGCAUUGAUUAAGCGUUCGUACAACCUAGCGACCAUAAUUGUCUUACAGCAUUUUGCCUCUCUUCAUGUCAUGUAGCUAGAUGCUCAGAGAAAGUGUAUAUAUACAUGUACAUAUUAUAUAAGAUUUAUUAGAUAUAUUUUAUGUAAUUUUAACUUUUUGAUUGUAUUUACUGUAGAUGAUGAAGUGCUGUUAGAUUUGUAUAAUACAGUUCAUACAUUUUUGUUUUUAUAUGAGGGAUUAACAAUAUGUGCUUUUUUCAUAGGAAUCUUUUAUUUUUGUUACAGACCGUUUUAGCCCUUCUAACAUUUUUAUAGCUUGAAGUCUGUUGAACUUUAGGUUUCAGAUGAUUUGAAAUUACCUUUAAUUUCAAAACUGCUAAAAUGUCUGUAAGUCUAUCUUUUAUGAAAGAAAAUCAGAAAGAAUAAAGUUCAACAAAUCCCUUACUAUAUUACAUGACUGUUGGCACCUCUGUCUGGUCUAGUCAUGUAGAGAGAUGUUGAGAGAUGUUGAGAAAAAGUGUAUAUAUAUGUACAUACUUAAUAGUAUUUAUUAGAUAUAUUUUAUAUAAGUUUUUGUUCGUACUUACUGU
This is a messenger RNA of Ruditapes philippinarum (Manila clam), 1784 nucleotides long. RefSeq lists its product as uncharacterized. The transcript has a single exon. Bases 1 to 582 code for a protein of 193 amino acids. The record is from RefSeq and is a predicted model, not a curated record. Lineage: Eukaryota; Metazoa; Mollusca; Bivalvia; Venerida; Veneridae.